GUUUUAUUCUGGUUCUGCCUCUUGUCAGCCAAAGCAGCACCAUGCUGUCUGUGCUCCUAAACCUGAUCUGUACUGGCCUCUUCCUAGUCCUCAGGACAUUGGCACAAGCAGGAAGUCAUGACAAGCCUUCCCUCUCUGCCUGGCCAAGCCAUAUUGUUCCUUUGGGACAGCGUGUGGAACUUCGAUGUGACUCUCAUAGUGUCUAUUACACAUUCAAGUUGUACAAAGAGCUUGGUAAUCCUAUCCCUCACAUCCAUGGAAGACCAUUCCAGAGGAAAUUUGUCUUUGAACCUGUGACAACAGAACAUGCAGGGACAUACAGAUGCUAUGGUUUCAAUGAUCAUUACCCUAUUAAAAUUUCAGCCAACAGUGACCCUGUGAAGAUCAUAAUUUCAGGAGUCUACAGGAAGCCUUUCCUCUUGGCCUUACAACCUCCCCUGGUGAAUUUACAAGAGAAGGUGACACUGGAGUGUUAUUCAGAGAUUAUGUUUGAAACCUUCAUUUUGACAUCACAUAAAAAUGGAACAAUCAAAGACUCUUUCGAGCUUUCUGCAGAACAUUAUCAUUGGGGUUCCCAAGCCAACUUCUCAAUAGGUCCUGUGACACCUGAUGAUGCUGGGACAUACACAUGCUAUGGUUCUUACAAUCACACACCAUAUGAGUGGUCUGAAUCUGGUGACCCCAUUGACAUAAAGAUCACAGGUUUAUACAAGAAACCUUUUCUGUCAGCCCUAAUGGGUCCUGUGGUGAUGUCAGGAGAGAACAUGACCUUGUCCUGUGUCUCUGAACUUCAGUUUGACAUGUUCCAUCUGUCCAGGGAAGGGGUACCCAAGGAACAUGGGCUGCCUUCAGUGAAGAGCCACAAUGAAACAUUCCAAGCCAACUUCCAUCUUGGUCCUGUGGUCCAGGCAGGGUACUAUAGAUGCUAUGGCUCUUUCAGGAACUCUUCCCAUUUGUGGUCAUCCCCAAGUGACCCCUUGUACCUUCCUGUCACAGUUAACUCAACAAGAAAUUUCACCUCAAGCACAGAAGCAGACUCCACAACCAAUACCCACAGGAACUUGCAUAUGCUGAUUGGACUGUCAGUGACCAUGAUCCUUGUCUUCCUCAUCAUCCUCCUUUUUUCUUUUUGCUUUGCCAAAAAGAGUAAGUCUCAGGAACAAGCCAGUGAAAGUCAUCUGAGAAAUGUGAGAAAACAAGAGCAGAGAAAUAGAGCCAUCAUGGACCAAGACUCUGACGUGAGAACAAUACUGAACAGUCAGGACCCUGAAAGAGAAGAAGUGCAGGAGGUGACAUACUUAAAAUUUGAUCAGAUGAUCUUCAAACAAAAAUUGACCACUCCUGAUUCCCAGAUUCCCAAGGAAUUUUCCACAGAUCCCAGUGUGUACAUGGAAGUCAGGAAAUGUUAAGCUGAGAUGAAAGAUCUUCUUCAUCCCAUGAGUUCUCAAAGAAAGAUCUGAGGAAGUCUUCUGUGGAGACCACAGUCCUAUCUCCAGUAAAGACUAGUACAUACAGUGAAACAACAGCUGGAAUGUGAAGACAGAGGUCUCUAACUUUGGGACCAUGCUUCAUUAUUGUAAUAUGGUUCUGAACGUGGCUUUCCUUUACUUACAAAAGUUAUAGUCCUCACUACCCACUCAACAGAAAUAAAAAUCUUUUGCUUAGUUCAUGGGUCUCUAUUUCAUUUCACUUUGGCAGACCUCUACAACCUGACUAGCUGUAAGUUCUUGAUGGACAUGAAGCUGUAACCACAUUGAGUUCUCAUGAUUGCAGAUCAACAAGAGGCUCACUCUUUAUUAUGUAUGUUACUAAUAUGUAAUCAUGUUAUACAACAUAAUGGGUUUAAAAACAAUUUCAUAU
This is a messenger RNA of Peromyscus leucopus (white-footed mouse), 1860 nucleotides long. Its product is annotated as killer cell immunoglobulin-like receptor 3DL1. Bases 42 to 1409 code for a protein of 455 amino acids. Lineage: Eukaryota; Metazoa; Chordata; Mammalia; Rodentia; Cricetidae. The transcript has 9 exons. The record is from RefSeq and is a predicted model, not a curated record.